This is a messenger RNA of Monomorium pharaonis (pharaoh ant), 1619 nucleotides long. RefSeq names its product prostaglandin E synthase 2 (gene Su(P)). Bases 369 to 1553 code for a protein of 394 amino acids. The transcript is spliced from 5 exons. Lineage: Eukaryota; Metazoa; Arthropoda; Insecta; Hymenoptera; Formicidae. The record is from RefSeq and is a predicted model, not a curated record. Gene Ontology annotation, molecular function: prostaglandin-E synthase activity. Gene Ontology annotation, cellular component: mitochondrion.
UUAGUUUAUGAGAAUAUAAUUUUAAUAAAUACUAUGAAAUAUGAGUUAUUGAAUUGCCUCACACACAUGCAGUGUAUCAAAAGUUCGACACUCGAAUAGAAGAGACAUUUAAUGGAAAAGUUGAUAUUUAAUGCUAUCAGCUGACGAGCUAAUCUUUAUUCUUUCUUUUUUAAUUAAGUUUCAUAUGCUACAACAGCCUGGGAAAAUAUAUAAAUUAAUAAAAUAUUAUAAGCUUAUUUAAAGUAUGACUUGAUAUCUUGUAUAUUUACACACACACACACACACGCGCGCGCGCGCGCGCGUACAAAUAGUACGCAGAGCUUUCCUCACUCAGCUGUGUUUAUCUUGGUUUAUCUGUUAACCUAGAAAUGGCUGCGAUACGCAGAUUCGCCCAGUUCACUGAAAGGGCGAAGUUUCUGAAUAAGUGCUACUUCACCAGUCAGAAUGGCAUCCUGGGGUCGUUUUGCACGAUGGUGCAGCAGCCACAGAGAACGCGGUUCAGUUUGGUGAAACUUAGUUUGAUCGGCGCGGUGACCGGCACCGCAGUAGGUGCGGGUUAUGCCUAUCACAAGAUUAAGGAAGCCCGGAAGAACAUCGCUCUGGAGGGAACGCAGUUCGAGACCACGUUACUCAAACACAAGCCACCUGUCACUCCGUCCCGGAAGGUUGUGUCUCCGGUGGAUUCCACCGGUUUGAAACUUACGUUAUUCCAGUAUCAGACAUGCCCUUUCUGCUGUAAGGUCAGAGUAUUCUUGGAUUAUUAUGGAAUAUCUUAUGAUAUUGUGGAGGUAGAUCCAGUGCUCCGUAAAGAAAUUGGAUGGUCCUCAUACAAGAAGGUUCCGAUUCUUUUGGCUAAAGUAGAGGGAGGCUAUCGGCCUUUGAACGACAGCACUAUGAUAGUGUCACUUCUUGCUUCCCACCUCCAUAAUAUGUCUCAUACUAUCGAGGAAUUGGCUGAUUAUUAUCCGAGUAUAGGCAUACAUGAUGAAAAUGGCAAAUUUAAAUAUGAGAUUAUAAACAAGUAUUUCCUCAUGUUCAAUAAGCAGCUUCCAAAGAAUCGGUCAAUGAACGAUAUUAACGAGGAACGUAACUGGAGGAAAUGGGCAGACGAGGUAUUCGUCCACACUCUUUCGCCAAACGUCUAUAGAACGAUUGAUGAAUCCUACAAGACGUUCAAAUGGUUCUCAGAAGUUGGCAGAUGGGAGGAAUAUUUCCCAACGUGGGAGCGAUUGUUGAUAGUGAAUGUGGGUGCGACGGCAAUGUGGCUGAUAGGAAAGAGACUUAAGAAAAAGCAUCGUCUAAAAGACGACGUGCGGCAAUCGUUAUACGACGAAGCGAAUUACUGGUUGCGCAAUAUAAAAAUACGCGGCACUACAUUCAUGGGUGGCAACAAGCCUAAUUUGUCCGAUCUCGCAGUAUAUGGUAUUUUGAAGAGUAUCGAAGGCUGCGAUGCUUUUCAAGAUUUACUGACUCAUACAAAUAUCGGUAUUUGGUACAACGCUGUGAAGGAGCAAGUUGAUGCACAUUCUGGUAGCGCGAAUUUGAGUAGAUAAUAAUAUUGUUCCAUCAUGUGUAUAGAGUUAUUUAUUUACACAAUAAAUCGUACUUAUAAAUAUUAA